UCUAGAAAGGGGCGGGACUUGGCUCGCGUAGGUAGCGCCGCCACCGCAGUCACCGCUGGUGUCGCGGACGCUCUGUCUCUGCCCCACUGAGAAGAUGACCGUGGGGAGGCGUGCGGGAGCCUCGGGCGGCGCUCGGAGCCUUCAGAUAUUUCCCCCCAAAUCCUCCUCAGACACAGAGGCAGAAGAGGAGCUGUCUGGGGAUGGGCUGUUUUUGCCUAGGACUGGCAAACUUGAUGAGUUCCUCAGCCUGGAGGAGACAGAUUCUACUUCUGCUGACUCAACUGGGAGCUUUUACGAGACCCUGCAAGCACUGAUGCAGAAAGGCAGGUGGUGCCUGUCAGAAUCCCUUCAUCAGUCUGACCCAGACAGUGAUGAGAGCCUCUCUGAAGAUGAUGAGGACCUGGAGAGUUUCUUCCAGAACAAAGGCGGGGGGAAGCCGCAGGUCCAGUACCCACCAUCGCCAAGGUGUGGCUACACAAGGCGCUGCAGCUCCCUGAGCAACCUACCCUCCGACAUUCCCAAAGUUCAGUCCCAGCCACCCACAGGCUCCAGGCCUCCUUCCCAGCACAGAAGUCUCAGCUCCUGGGCAUCCUCCAUCACUGUUCCUCAGCCGUUCCGUAUGACGGUGCGUGAGGCCCAGAAAAAGGCCCAGUGGCUGGCCUCACCUGCCUCCUUCGAGCUUGAGAGGCAGCAGGCCCAGAGGCAGGGCCAGGAGGAGGCCGAGUGCCACCGGCAGUUCCGAGCACAACCCGUGCCUGCGCAUGUCUACCUGCCCCUCUACCAGGAAAUCAUGGCGCGCAAUGAGGCCCGAAGGCAGGCAGGGAUCCAGAAGAGGAAAGAACUGCUCCUCUCCUCUUUCAAACCCUUCAGCUUCCUGGAGAAGGAGCAGCAACGGAAGGAAGCCGCUCAACAGAGGGAACUGGCCGCCAGUGCGAAGGCCAAGGCCCCCAAGCCGACUGCCACUAGAAGGAUCCCCAGGUCCAUUCUGGAGCCAGCUCUCGGGGACAAACUCCAGGAAGCUGAGCUCUUCAGGAAAAUUCGCAUCCAAAUGAGAGCCAUGGACAUGCUCAAGAUGGCCUCCUCCCCCAUCAUCUCCUCCAGUUGCAGGGCCGACCCACAGCUCCGCACAGCCGCCCGAACCUGGCAGGAAAAGCUUGGGUUUCUGCAGACUGACUUUGGAUUCCAGCCUCGGGUGAAUCCUGCUGUCCCUGAUUAUGAGGGCCUUUACAAGGCCUUCCAGAGAAGAGCUGCAAAGAGAAGGGACACCCGAGAGGGGACUCGCAACAAGCCCUUCUUGCUGAGAACCGCCAGCCUGUGUCACACUCGGCGGCCCUGUGAUGCUGCCGCCACCGGAGGGAGGAAGGACUCUCCACAGCCACCUGCUACUCCCCGGCCAAGGAGUCAUUCUCUGAGUGGCCUUGCUUCCCUCUCUGCCAACACCCUACCUGUGCACAUCACAGAUGCCACCAGGAAGCGGGAAUCUGCAGUCAGAAGUUCACUUGAAAAAAAGAACAAAGCACAUGAGAGUACUCAGUGGUUGGAGAUGCAUAAAAAGAAGUGUCAAGCAAUGUCCAAAUCCGUGACCUUGCGCGCAAAAGCCAUGGAUCCCCACAAAAGCCUGGAGGAGGUAUUCAAAGCAAAGUUGAAAGAAAACCGGAACAAAGACCGUAAGAGAGCAAAAGAGUAUAAGAAAGAAUUGGAAGAAAUGAAGAGGAGAAUACAAACGAGGCCGUAUCUCUUCGAACAGGUUACCAAGGACCUUGCCAGGAAAGAAGCAGAACAAAGGUAUCAAGACACCCUGAAGCAGGCUGGGCUGGAUGAAGACUUUGUGAGGAACAAGGUCCAGGGCACCAGGGCUGCACAGUGGAAGGCGCAGUUAGAAGUGCACGAUUGUCCCAGCACCCAUGAAACUACAAAACUCGGCAUCAGAAAUCCACAGCAGGAUUUAGAAGAACCUCUAGAGCAGCCUACCAGCCCCAAGAAAGAGCAGGAGGAGCUGUCUUAUGAACUGCUAGAUAAUCUCGAAUCACCUGCCUAACCAGUAGACUUCAUUACUGCUUUUCAAUAAUAUUAAGCAACUAAGGUUGAAUCAAGGCAAGGAAAACUUGGGUUUUGAGUCAUGGCUAUUCUUGGAGAAUGGGGAAAAGAAAAGUAGCAGAUAACAGGGAAUGGUUCAGGUAAAUCAAAGUGAAGCUCAGGGUGGAGGGAUCAUAGCCGAGCUAAGGGGUCUUACUUUGUGCCUCACAAUUAAACAUUAGGGACAGAAAAAAAGGCACAGGCCCAAAUGCCUACAGAGGCUAGUCAGAAAAUAAAUGGGUUGAAUGGGCUGGCUGUAAGGGAGUAGGGGAAAAUAGAGACUGGAGUCUCUGCUGGAAUACAGGCCCAGAAUUGCCAGAUCAACUGCCUUUUCAACAGAAGCCAGAAAUCUGCAUGUUGUCACCUAAUUUAAAAAUUACUUGGAAAUAUUGUACAGGCAAAAUAAAACACCUGGGGGAUGACAAGUUUGCAACUUCUAGCACGGGGUUUCUCAGCCUCAGCACGAUUGACAUUUUGGGCCAGAUGCAUCUUUGCUGGGUGCGGGGACAGGGAGCUGUCCUGUGCACUGUGGGGUGUUUAGCAGCAUGCUGGCCUCAACUCACUAGAUGCCAAUAACACCCCUCCAGUUGUGACAACCAAAAAUGUCUCUAGAUAUUGCCAGAUGUCCCUAGGAGAGUUGGGGGCAAAAUGUUCCCAGUUGAAAACCGCUGCUCUAGUAUAAGAGUGAGGCUACAGGAAGUAAAAACUGGCAUUUUAAGAAUACAAGUAAUUGACAUGAACUCAAUCUACAUAGCACAAUAUGAUUAUAUACAUGUCAUUAACAAAUUGAGAACUAUAAUUA
Myotis daubentonii (Daubenton's bat) is the source of this 2878-nucleotide messenger RNA. RefSeq names its product FAM161 centrosomal protein B (gene FAM161B). Gene Ontology annotation, biological process: cilium organization. NCBI's taxonomy places the organism in Eukaryota, Metazoa, Chordata, Mammalia, Chiroptera, Vespertilionidae. Gene Ontology annotation, cellular component: cilium. The record is from RefSeq and is a predicted model, not a curated record.